GUUUCCGCGCCAGGGGCUGGUCCGGUAGCAUUGCUGAUACUACACGAUAACAAGGUUGAACAAGCUCUGCCCCCAUGUAUCUUCUACAUGUCUUUAACCAACGCAUCCUCAGUCAAUCUCAGUUGUCUUUCCUUUUAUCUUACAUGCCCCCCGAUUCUUACUCCUCGAUCCUAUCUAGACCUAUCGACACCCUCAAGGGUUGGUGAUCUGAUCGACACUUGUUACUAGCUUCAGCAUGUUUAGUCUUAGCAGCAUCGUUUUUCUUGCAAUCGGCUUUGCUGCUAUAAUAUAUGCUCUGGUCUGGGCGGGCAGGAGGAGUGGUGAUUUACCCCCAGGUCCUCCAACACUACCCAUCAUUGGUAAUCUCCAUCAGAUACCCGUGAAACGGACUCACUUGAAGCUCACACAAUGGGCCCAAGAGUGUGGCGGGAUCUAUUCUCUCAAAUUAGGCUCUACCACUGCUAUUGUUUUAACGGAUCGUCGGCUAGUGAAGGAAAUGCUGGAUAGGAAAAGUUCCGUCUACAGCGGAAGACCGAUUUCCUACGUUGGUCAUACGCUCAUCACGGAUGGAGAUCACAUCUUGACAAUGCACUAUGGAAACCUAUGGCGGAGUUAUCGAAAGCUUGUCCAUCAAUUUUUCAACGAGGGCCUGGUAGAGAAGAACUAUGUCAGUCUCGUGAGCGCUGAGGCAAUUCAACUGCUUCGAGAUCUGUGCGUCUCCCCGUAUGAUCAUAUGCUGCACUCGAAACGUUUCAGCAACAGCGUCAUCAUGAGCCUCAUCUAUGGCGUCCGCACACCCAAUAUCAAAACUUCUCACAUGACGAAACUCUACGCCCUUAUGUACGACUGGUCUCAAGUCAUGGAGCCUGGAAAUACACCUCCAGUCGAUGUGUUUCCGUUCCUCCGCUGGGUACCAGAGCGCUUUCUCGGGAGCUGGAUCUCAAGAGCCAAAAGCGUCCACAAAGAAAUGAACACCCUCUACUUCGAAUACAUGGACCUCGUCGUCCAGCGCCGCGUUAUCGAGGGAAACAAACAAUCCUUCAUGGAUCAAGUUCUCGAUCAGAGAGAAACAUUCGGCUUCAACGAACACCAGAUCGCGUUCUUAUGCGGAACAGUCAUGGAAGGGGGGUCGGACACCUCGUCGUCCAUGAUAAUCGCCUUCAUGAAGGCCAUGGCGAAAUGGCCCGAGGUCCAAAAAAGGGCGCAGCUCGAAAUUGAUGCUAUUGUUGGAGAAAAGAGGUCCGCCAGUUGGGCUGAUUACACCCGACUCCCAUACGUCGCGGGUAUCGUCAAAGAAACAAUGAGGUGGCGACCUGUCGUGCCCUUAGCCUUUCCACAUGUUUUGGCUGAGGACGACGUUGUUGAUGGAUACCAUAUUCCGAAAGACAGUACCGUCUUCCUCAACGUGUACGGCUUGAAUCACGACCCUAGUCGCUUUCCAGAUCCGGAUGUUUUCAAUCCGUCGCGCUUUGAGGGCUGCACGACUUUGGCCUCCCACCUUGCCACAGCCGCUGACCCUAAUGACCGCGAUCAUUAUUCAUAUGGCGCCAGCCGCCGUAUUUGCCCAGGGAUGCACCUUGCAGAGCGCAACCUGUUCAUCGGAAUGGUGAAAAUGCUAUGGGCUUUCGAGAUUAAGCCUGCGAAGGAUAACGAAGGACGGGAUAUUGAAAUUGAUGUUAGCAGUGAGUCGGGGUAUAGUGCUGGUUUCUUGGUGGGCGCGAAUGAUUUUGCAUGUGAGGUAGUGCCGCGUUCCGAGAAGAGACGGGAGACGAUUAUGAGGGAGUUUGCAGAAGCAGAGAAAAGUGUGUUUGGGAGGUAUCAGUGCCCUUGACUAAGUGUAAGCUGGAUUUGCAAGAGCUGUUCAAGUAAUCCUCUGCCUAUUCAGUGUCCAAAACCUCAAGAAGCCGUUUUCGGGGACUGCAGAUUGGAAGACCUCCUUUCUGGGCGUAUUCAUCUAUUUUAGAACUCUACUGCCUAGUCGACUUCCAAAUCCUUAUGACAUCUUUUCCGGCGCUCGUAACUAAAGCUCCUACUUUUCGAAAGGAAAUAUUCUUUCUUUCGUGCCCGACAGCCUGAAAGGAGCGAUCUUGCUUCCAUUUCGACACGCCGCCUAGCGAC
This is a messenger RNA of Mytilinidion resinicola, 2118 nucleotides long. Its product is annotated as putative cytochrome P450. NCBI's taxonomy places the organism in Eukaryota, Fungi, Ascomycota, Dothideomycetes, Mytilinidiales, Mytilinidiaceae. The coding region runs from base 236 to 1831 and encodes 531 amino acids. The record is from RefSeq and is a predicted model, not a curated record. Gene Ontology annotation, molecular function: iron ion binding; heme binding; oxidoreductase activity, acting on paired donors, with incorporation or reduction of molecular oxygen. The transcript has 2 exons.